AGUCUGUUUCAAGCUAAGGUCGAGUUCGGUACGUGUGUGUCUAUGCGUGUUAAGUUAUUACGUCAGAGUAUCGUCAUGGUGGCGGCAAAUAUAAAUUUCAGUGUUCAACGUGCUUGAAUAAUCAUAUAUUUUGAAUAUUGUUCGGAAGGUACCUACGAGGCACCUGUUACAUAAUCAAUUUUGAAUAUUUGGAAUAUUUCAACUUGGGGUGCUGGUAUAGUGCGACCCCGAUAAAUGAUACAGUGCGCCCCCGCUAAAAGAUCCAGUGCAGCCCCGCUAAAUGAUCCAAUGUGCCCCGCUAAAUGUUCCAGUACGCCCCGAUAUAUGAUUCCGUGCGCCCCCGCUAAAUGAUCCAGUGCGCCCCGAUAAAUGAACUAGCACGCCCCCGCUUGACGAUCCAGUGCGACCCAGCUUGAUGAUUCAGUGCGCGAUGCCCGUGUCCACGGUGUACGACGGCUUCGCGACGGUGCGCCGACCGCGAGUCGGUGCGCCUCGCAAGCCCCCGCGCCCCCCCUCGCUGGCCAGCGUGCCCGAGCAUUCGGCGCGUGUGGGAGGAUGGCCGCCCUCGUCUACCUCGCCCUCGCCCUUGGGCAACCCCGACGUGCCGUGGUGGGAGGUGGCGACUAGCAGACGACGGUACGGGUCGUGUCCCGCCCUGGAGCUGCAGGCUCAUGUGGUAUCGGCGUUUGAGCAGAGCCUGACUUCCAUGACUCAAAGAUUGCAGCACCUUACAGCUACCUCAGAAAAAAAAGAAUCGGAGCUGCAGGAGCUCCGGCAAGCGAUGGAGUCGCUGCGGACGCAGUCCCUGCAAGCUGGCAUCGGUACUGGCGGCCUGGCGCGCCAGCCCUCCAGCGACAGCGUGUCGAGCCUGUCGUCCGCCUGCAGCCUCGACAAGCACGAGAAGAAGAAGAAGAAGGGCUGGCUGCGCAGCUCCUUCACCAAGGCGUUCUCGCGCAGCGCCAAGGUGGCCAAGGUGCAGGGCCAGAUCGAGAACGGAGAUUCUGAAAGGACGCACAGUCCGCCCCCACAACCUGCCACCGACGCCGGCCAGGAGGUGGUGGAGUUGCAGAAACAACUGAGAGAGAAGGACCUCGUCCUUACGGACAUCCGAUUGGAAGCUUUGAGCUCCGCCCACCAGUUGGAGAGCUUGAAGGAUACCGUCAUGAAAAUGAGGAGUGAGAUGUUGAGUCUGAAACAGAAUAACGAACGACUGCAGCGCAUGGUGAGUGGAACCACCAACUUGCCUGCCGACCUCACCGACACCAGGAGCGUCAGCAGCAUGGACGCCCUCACCGACCUCAUACAAACCGAGGACCCCACGCCCGAAGGGGAGACCGACGGCAAACGGAUAGCCAUUUCGGUGUACUUGGGGCAACCCCAAAGUUUCGAAAAGUAUUAUGUCGAACACUAUGGAUAUGACGGUUUGAGUGAGAACGCCAACACUGAAAUACCCAUAGCUCAUACGACCAUAGGUGCAUCUAGCUCUUGGGCCCAACUGGACAAUGCAGUUAGGAGAGCCUUUAAGCAAUAUGUGGCGAGAUUAGAUCCUGGCGGGGGUCUUGGAUUAGGCAGCGACGCCAUAGCCAGCUACAAGCUGGGCGACGCCGAGCGGACGCCAGACUCGGGCCCGCCCGACCUCCUGCCCGUCGGUUACGCCGUGGGGCGCGUCUGCACGCUGCACGUCGUCCUUCAGCCUGUCGCCGCUCUGGCCUUCGAGGCGCUGGUGCCGAAGGGCGUGGCGCAGCGGCUGGUGUCGCUGCUGGCCGAGCACCGGCGAUUGGUGCUGUGCGGGGCGCCGGGCACGGGCAAGACGCAUCUGGCGGCGCGAUUGGCGGAGUUUCACGCGUUGAGGAUGGGGCGGGAUCCGGCGGAGGCGGUGGCGACAUUCAAUGUGGAUAAUAAAUCUGGGAAAGAGCUGCGCCAGUACCUGCAACACCUGAGCGAGCAGGCGGCCGCCGGCGACCCCAGCGUCCUGCCUUGCGUCGUCGUCCUGGACAACCUGCACAAAGCUGGCACCCUGGCGGAAGCUCUGGGCUCGUUGCCGCGCAACCUGCCCUGUCUGCUGGGCACGAUGGCGCAAAGCGCGUGCUCCGCUACCAGUUUGCAGCUACAGCACGGUUUCAGGUGGGUGCUGGUGGCGCCCCACAUGGAGCCUGCCCGCGGGCUGUUGGGCAGAGUGCUGCGGCGACGAUUGGCCGCCCUCGAGCUGGAGCAGGGGCCGCAGCCCGAGCUGGCCGCCAUCUUGGGCUGGCUUCCCCGGGUGUGGCAGCACCUCAACGCCUUCCUGGAAACGCACAGCAGCGGAGACGUGGCGAUCGGGCCUCGAUUGUUCCUAAGCUGCCCCCUUGAACUGGACGCUGCCCGCGCCUGGUUCGCCGACGUGUGGAACUACUCCCUAGCCCCCUACCUGCGAGAAGCGGCGCGAGAGGGCCUGCAGCUGUACGGCAGACGGGCGCCUUGGACGGAUCCGACGCAAUUCGUGCUGGAGACGUACCCGUGGCCAGGCGCGCCCCCCCAGGGUCUCACGCCCAUCACGGCGAAGGACGUGGGGCUGGAGGCGCUGGGGCCCGCUGCGGGGCAGGGGGAGAGUGAGGGAGAUCCUUUACUCAAUAUGCUCAUGAGGUUGCAGGAGGCUGCCAACUAUUCCAGUCCACAUUCCAACGAUUCGGACUGCAACAGCCUGGACUCGAAUAUGACACACGGGAGCAACAUAGGUCAGGAAAGCGUAUCUUAAAUCAAUGAAAACAUACCCAUGUAGGGAUAUUCUUUCGUUCUGAACCCUAUAACUGGACUGAUCAAAGUGAAACUGAACGUAUGACACUGAAUUUCUCUUGGAAUUUUUGUAGCAUUGUUCUAAAAUUGUUCUAUCCGUCAUUCGGUUGCCCCCUUACGAGCAACCCUCAGAAGUCUUCGAGAGUCUUUGUGCGAGCAAGGAAUGACGGGGGCCUUACCUUUCAACGUGUGAUCCCAAACACUUUCUUGGGCCAUCAGAAAAAUGUCUGCAGUCGAUGGGAAUCGAACCCACGACCGGCAAGCAAAUGCGGAUUAGAAUAUUGAUACUCUGUCCGCACGGCUACCUGGCAUUGAUUCAGUUAUAAUAUUUUAGACAAAAGAAUCAGAUCAGUCCGUCCACUUCAUCAAAGAAUUUUGGAUUAUGUUGAACUCAUUUAACUGUCAAUGAAUGAUGGGCUUAUAUCACAAAAAAAUUUAUUUCAUAAUUCGAUAGAACUCACCCAAAUUAGCUCACCACCGCAAACCGUUUCUUGCUGUGAGCUCCCUACGUUUCAUAAAAAAAAUAUUGAAAUCCCCGAUUUUUCAGACCUCUGAAAACGAGGCGAUGAUGUGACGUCAAAACUCUAAUAUUGAAACAAGACUAUUCCAGACAGAGAUGAAUGAUACAAGAUUUCUGACAGAGUGAAUUAGCGCGAGAUCACAGUUGAAAGAAUUAAUAAUAUAUCAGUUGCCUCAGUCUCCGUCGGGCGUUUGGUAUUUUCUUUUAACUAUGGCGAGAUGAGGUUUCUACGUCAUAAGAGGGUCCGUUUUCGAAUUAUGUCGUCAAUCAUUAUUUAUGUAUAAAAGGAUCAUUAUAAACAUGGUUUGAGUAAAAAGUUCUACUAAGGUGUACACGCCCAUUACCUACUAUCCAUUCAGAAGACAGAAAUGUAUGAUUGCUGAAAAAAGUUAUAAGGAGUGUGUAAUACCCCAUGAUAUGUUUAUCUUCCAGUUGGUUCAGAACAAAAUAAUAUCACUACUUAGUACAUACUCAGAUUCACAAUAAAAUGACAUUAGAUAAAUUGUUCAGCCAAAUCCUGUUUGCUAUCAAUGCCACCUACUUUAUUCUAAUCUGGAAUAUACUUAGGAACGAACUUAGUUCAAGAAUUAUUGUUGCAUUCCUAUAUAUUCUAACAUCAUUUUGAAAAACUUCCAGAUCCAAGAAGGAAUACAAAACCCCUAAGCGCCAGUACAUCUUUUAUGCAUUUUCGUCUUUCUAGCUCAUAUGUAACACUGAAUUUUUAUUACUCUAUUCAUCACAUUUCCAUUUUAUCGUGAGUCUUGUGUGUGAUAAACACAAAAAUCAAAACAGAUUCUGUGAAUUAAUAUCCAAUUUUGAUUUGAUCUGGUAUCCCUGAAUAAUCGAGAUCAAUUUUGCAUCCAUAACAUUUUUCUUAGUUGAUUUUCCAAGAAGACUAACUUGAUGAAAUCACACUCAUUCCAAAAACUCGUAUCCUCAUAAAAUUCACUUGAUACAGAAGUUUAGCUAAGCAUUGAGAGAACAGAGAAGAAGCGGAGAAAAAACUAUUGGAACAUUUUUAUAUUGACUAAAAUAGUAUUUUUCUUCAUUCCUUCUCAAUUUUAGUGUUGCCAACAUAAACCUUUCAUUAUUCGUUGGGACCCUGGAAAACAGAAACAGUGGGGGUGGAGCAAAGUGAACAGAAGAUGGUGUAAUCACAGACAGUGUUUUGUUUCUCCAAGAACGCUUGACCGCAGAUUCCGCAAUAAUGGCAUAUUAGUUCUAAGUUGUCCGCAAGAUGGCGACACUUUUUACAGAUUUCUUUCAUGACAGAAAACGUCGCUUACACACCACUUGCACCGGACAAAAUAAUAUCAUAACAUUAAUAACAUAACCUCAAAUCAAAUGAGAUUGAGUACGGAACUGUAAUUUCGGGGAAUUUUAAUCAUCAUCAGUUCUGCCAACAUUGAAUUUUUGUUGAGAUGUCGCCAUCUAACGGGUAAAAUGCGACAUAUAUUCCGCAAUAUUGAAAAGAAACCUUCUGUCAAGUAGGCCGUAGGUCAAAAACUUUGACGAAAAACGAUAGAUGGGAUUUGAUAGAAGUUUCUACACCAUUUUCUGUUCAUCCUGGGGUGAAGGAAGACAUUUUUUUAUCUCUCAAAGCUAGCUGGUCUUCUUUAUCGAUGUUUGAAGUAUUGAAGAAACACAAAAACAACCGUACCAUUCUCCACAUUUUUGAAACAUCAUAAUUUUGGAUGUCCAUUUAUUUAGUCAGGUUUUACCAGAAAGUGUCUUAAGAACGAGUCCCAUUUUCUCGAAAUUCAGGUUUGGAUUUUGAGAUGUGAUGAAUUAUUUCAAGAACUAAUCUGUUUUAAAGGUCUUUUCGAGACCUGGCAAUUUUUAGAGCUGCAGUUUCUUCUUAUUGAGGAGAGUCAAUAAAUCAAUUACAACAGGUACAUAAUAUGAUGCCUUUACAAUAAACAUUAGAGUGGUAUUUAUCAAAAACAAUAUGAUAGUUUUAAAUUAUUAAUCAAUAUUGCAUUGAUAAUUAUUUCAAGCAGAAGUAGCUGUGAAAAUGUACUACAUAGCAUUAUGUAUCGUGACUAUAACUAGAGUAAUGCUUGAUUUUUGUAAAAUAGUGUUUAUAUUGUUAUUUAUUUAUGAAAAAUUUGCACAUUUUUCGUGUAAUACUCUAAUAGGUAACUUACAGUUGAUGAUGUGUAGUAUUUUUUAAAAUUUUUUGUCUGUGUUUAUGAGUAUUUUCUGGUCAUAUACAGCCAUUAUUUGUGUAAAUAUAAUGAUAUUUACAUUAAAUGCCUAUUGAGAAUUGUUUUCUAUAGUUUGUUUAUAUUUAUAUUAAUAUACUGUAAAUGUUUUAAUAACUUUUAUACCAAAUGUAUAAAACUGCCAUAAAUUAUUAUUACUA
This is a messenger RNA of Phaedon cochleariae (mustard beetle), 5657 nucleotides long. NCBI's taxonomy places the organism in Eukaryota, Metazoa, Arthropoda, Insecta, Coleoptera, Chrysomelidae. The record is from the annotation of a GenBank genome assembly.